CUUGGCUCUCUUCAGCAGCAGGACGAUGGCGUCCUCGCCGUCCUCCUCGGCGUCCCGCGGGAACAGGGAGAACCCUGCGGGGACAGCGCGGGAUGAUCCCGUGCCAGUGGGAUGGACGGGAGUACCUUGCCAGCUGUGGCAGAAGAGCUCUUGAGAGAGAUCAAAAAGGCUUUUCAGGAGACCUCACAGGUGCCUGAUGACCUGCUGCUGGGGCUGAAGUUCGUUUUUGGCCCAUCUGCAGUCCCAGCUCUGGAUUUGGUGGAUCAGCAUUCUGUCACCCGGAUGAGGUCCCCCAGUGGAAGGAUUCUCUACCAGGUCCUUGGGAGCUCAGGCAAACUCUACACCUGCUACAGCUCCUGCCACUUCUGCACCUGCCCUGCCUUUGGGUUUUCUGUGUUGCAGAAGAGUGAGAGCCUUCUGUGCAAACACAUCCUGGCUGUCUACCUCAGCCAGGCCAUGGGAGCCUGCCAGGAGCUGGCUGUGUCUGAGGAGCAGCUCACAAACAUCCUCCUGGCUGAGGAAGAGGAUGAAGGAUGAAGGAUGAAGGAUUUGGAUCACUCCUGGCAUUUUUAAUAUCUACAAGGCUGUCAAAUGCUCAUUUAGGCUGGUAGAUUUCUUCCUGUGCUGCAGCCAAGUGUGACAUUAAUUAGCAGCCUGCCACUGAUAAAUUAAUUAAUUAGGCCUGUGUUGACUUCAGUAUUGUUUAUUUAUGCUGUUUUUGGGAUUUCUGAAGAUGUUUGAACUAAUCUGUAAUAAUUGUGAUGUGAGGUUGCAAACCUGCAGGUGUCUGUGAUCCACAGAUUAAAGAGCUGCUGUGGCUCUUUGCAGGUGGCAGCUCAGAGGAAUUUCUGAUUUUUCAGUGGCAAACCUGGUCCAGGGACUAGGGCAGGGACCCCUCAGCACCCUGAGACUGGUGACAGCUCUGUGCCUCCAAUGGAACAGGAUCCUUGGAAGCAUCAAGGUGGUUGCUGUGCUUUAAAUCAAACAUUUUCAAAUGCACUGAGCACCUCAAGGAUGCUUCCCUGGGAGCCAGCUCCUUCCAGCUGUGAUUCCCUGUCCAUGCUCUGUGCUCCCUGAGGGCAGUGUGGCCUCUGGUGCUGCAUCAGCCACCAGAAAUAAUGGGGCACAGGCUGAGCCAGGUGGUGUGGGUGGUAAAUGAAGCAUUUUGUAUGUAAAUAACCGUUUCUGCAAAUACAAAAUCUCAGUAACAUGAGGAGAACACUUCCAUCCAUGUACAUCAGCUCAAUGGCCACAGCUGCACUGGCUACAGAAAGUUCCUCUGCUGCUUUUGCUUCACAUUUUUAUAGAAACCUUCAGAGCUUUUAAUUGAGGGGGGCAAGGGAGGUGUUCUAUUUUUAUUCUGCCUAGCAAUGUCUUUGGCUCAGAUCCACAAAGGCACUUCCUGUGCCCAGUGACCAUGACCUGGGCCAGAGUUAAUGCCUGACAGCCCAAAGGCACAGCUGGCCUAAGGAUGCUCCACGUCCAUCUGCAGGAAUUCUGGCUCAUGAGAGGCAUGGGAAGGGAGCAGUGGUGGAUACUGAGCUGCACUGGAAGCUCUCACAUGUGGACAGGUGUUGGUGUUACAGCACUGAGAGUUUCACUCUGUUGCUGCUGUGAGAGUUUGGGUCCAUUUCAGGCAGCCAAAGGGAGAGAUUCCAUCCUUUGCUGUGAGGAUAAAUGUGGCUUGCAACCACUUGGCAACACUGCCAGGGCUGCAGGUGAAACCCUGCUGGUUUCCAGCCCUGAUUAACAGGAGGAACACGGCCAAGGAUAACACAGAGGGGAAGGGAUGGAGGGAGGAGAGAGCCAGGCCCUGCCCAGAUGGCAGGAGGUGGCCCAGGGUCAGCUGGCCCCUGAGCAAGGCAGAUGCAGCAAAGCUGAACGGAGCUGGUAAAGGAGAAGCACUUUGGACAGGGACUUGAACUGCUCAGACUCGUGCUGGAAGUGCCCAUAUCUGAGACACUGAGCUGUAGCUAAACUUGGACAUUGCAUAAACAUGUGCAAACCCAUCCAGAGCUCUCAGGUGAUUUCACCCAGGUCUGGGGCUGAGCUGCAGUGAAAUCCAGCACUCCCAGGGAACCAUUCCCUGUGCAUGGUGGACCCAGAGUCAUUCCUGCAGCUGCUGCCUGCAGCUCUUGCCAGCUGGCAGAGGAGAUGCUGCAGGAACAAGAUUUCUUCAGCUUUUCAGUUGAUUUUACACCAUAUUUGUAACAUUAUAUAUCAUUAUAUAUGCCAGAGAAAUGAAACUCUUGGGAUCUUGCACCCCCCUUUUAGUGCAACAGAAUUUAAAAAAAAUGUAGAGUUGAUUUCUGUGUGAUUCAAGUACAAUUUUUCAGGAAUAAAAAUAUAAAAAUUACUGUUAGGGGAAAAAAAAAGCAUUCACAGCUUCUGGGGGUUACAGGGCUGCAGGGGUGCCCCAGCCAGACCAAACUUUAGGAGUCAGGUGAGCUGCAGCAUCUACCUCUCCCAGCUAAAACUUGCACUUGAGGAAGCUCUGCAAGGCUGGCAGGGCAAAAACCCAAUUGUGGAACUCAUGUCCCCAAGGCAGAGUGACACUGGCCUUGGUGGCUCUGGUUCAGACCAGCCAGGACCAUUGGGGCACUUGUGCCUCCUGCAUUUUGAUAGCUGGAAACAGAUCUGGAAGCAAACCUGAAGCACUGGGCUGCACAGUCCUGUGAACCAAAGUGAAUUAAAGGCCAUAAAACCUCUGCCCUAAAACCUUGGUCAAGUCUUUUCUCAAAUCUUUCAGUAAAUGGGAUUUCCGUGCUGGGCUGGCCAGUUCUGACCUGGUUUUCCCAUUCUCACAGUCCCUCCCCUCAGUGCCUGGAACACAGAUUCAGUUUCACACCAGCAACUGGGCUAAGUAAGACUUUUUCCCAUCAGAGAAUACAAGCUGCAUCAAACAAUUGAUGGAAUAAUUAGGGUAUUACCAAAGUGCUGUCAAGUAUGAACUUAGAGAACAACUCAAAAAACAGACACAAAAUUAUUACUCCUAAAUGAA
Molecule: messenger RNA, 3001 nt
Organism: Vidua macroura (Pin-tailed whydah)
Lineage: Eukaryota; Metazoa; Chordata; Aves; Passeriformes; Viduidae
Gene: ZSWIM7
Product: zinc finger SWIM-type containing 7
Exons: 6
Coding region: 112-537 (141 amino acids)
Biological process (GO): double-strand break repair via homologous recombination
Cellular component (GO): Shu complex
Molecular function (GO): zinc ion binding
Source: RefSeq, a predicted model, not a curated record